UUAUUCUUAGUAUAGUGCUAGACAUUUUAUAUCAUUUAGGAAAUUUGAAUAAAUAGUUUUAUCAACGAAAUAUUGGGAAUUUAAUUGUACACGUUUCCUGAGUGAUGUCUUUAGAUGAAAGUACCACGAUGUCUGUUGUAAAACAAGAGUAUGUUAGUUUCGGGGGAGACCAGCAGGAUAGCGUAUGCAGUCUUUUAAAAGCUUGUGACAACAAACCGUCGAAAGUGAAAAACUAUGACUGUCACAGCAAGAUUAAAGUUGGUAACGCUGAAGUCUCGAUAAAGACCGAACAAAUCAAUGACAAUAUCCAACACGAAGCAAAGAAUUUUAAACAUGAAAACAAGGCACAGGAAUUCAAACAAGAAAACGAGGAAGAGACAUUCAAUUAUGAAUACGAGGCGGAGAAAUUCAAACAUGAAAACCUGAAUACACGAAAUAAUGAGGAUACUUAUGACAAAGACGGACUAGAAACGUACGAGGAGUAUCGAAACGAUGAAAGUUACCAUGAGGAUGACGACGAAAGUAAUUCCGGAAGUGACGUAUCCGAUCAGUAUUCGAAGGAAAAUGACUCCAACAUGUCUAAGUCUAAGUAUCAAUGCAAUAUUUGUUUACGACGAUUUGGAAACAGAAGCUAUUUGGAACAACAUCAAGCCUCCCACACUGGCGAAAAGAAGCAUAUCUGUAAAUAUUGCAAUAAAGGAUUUAGCUCACAAUACAGUAUUCCGGCACACAUGAGCCGACACCAUCCCGAAGAAGGACUAUCUAGAUAUGCGUGUGAUAAAUGUGAUAAGACAUACUAUUAUCAAUUUCAGUUAUCAAGACAUGCUAAAACUCACCUUGGACUGAAGCCUUUUCAGUGUAAACUUUGUGCAAAAAGCUUUAGUCUUUCCACAAGGUUAAAACAACACAUGAUUCAACACACGGGUGAAGGAAUGUUUUCAUGCGAAUUUUGUCAAAAAACUUAUGGAAGCAACCAGGCAUUACAAUCUCAUUUGAAUACUCAUACCCAUAACACUGAAUACAAAUGCGAAAUCUGCAAUGCAAUUUUCUAUGUGCGUGGGAAUCUGACGAAGCACAAAUCAACUCAUUCUGAAGACCGACCAUGGAAGUGUUACAUAUGCGGUAAAGGGUUUAAACAAAGUUCCAGCAUGUAUACACAUUUGGAAACGCAUAAACCAAAGGAGGAGAGAAAACCAAAAAGGGUUAUUACAAAAGAUUUCAAAUGUAACAUUUGUCAUAAAGAAUACUCUUGUCAGUCCGCUUUACUAACCCACGAGAAAAACCAUAAUGGCGAAUUAUACCGAUGUGGUGAGUGUCCAAAAGUGUUUGUACAACAAAUUGCUUUAGAUAUCCACAUGAGACGACACACUGGUGAUAUGACACAUAAUUGUGAAGUAUGUGGGCGGGGCUUUGGUUGUAAUGACUACUUGAAACGUCAUAUGAGAAUUCACACUGGAGAGAAACCCUACAGUUGUGACGUAUGUGGUCAAUGUUUUACCCAAUCAGCAGCAAGAAACAGACACAAACGGAUACACACGGGUGAGAAACCGUAUAAGUGUGACGUAUGUGAUCGUGCGUACGUCGACAAACAUUCUAUGUUGAAACAUGCCAGAAUACACUUGGAAAAUGUGGAUCUAAAAACUUUUAAAUGUGAAAUCUGCGAAAAAGGAUUUACUACAAGAUUUGGUUUGAAUUGUCAUUUGAAAUCUGUACACGACGGGACCAAAGACCAGAAAUGCGAAAUUUGUGGAAAAACAUUUGCACUAGAAGGUUAUCUUAGUGUUCACAUGAAAUCACACAACAAGGAAAACAAAACAAGGAAAAGGAAACGAAGUGAAAAGGAUAUAUUUAAGAAUAUGGACUAACUAUCAUAUAAACCAUCAGUAUAAGGCCA
Molecule: messenger RNA, 1894 nt
Organism: Mytilus trossulus (common blue mussel)
Lineage: Eukaryota; Metazoa; Mollusca; Bivalvia; Mytilida; Mytilidae
Product: zinc finger protein ZFP2-like
Exons: 2
Coding region: 105-1865 (586 amino acids)
Source: RefSeq, a predicted model, not a curated record